This is a messenger RNA of Symbiodinium pilosum, 2751 nucleotides long. The record is from the annotation of a GenBank genome assembly. NCBI's taxonomy places the organism in Eukaryota, Dinophyceae, Suessiales, Symbiodiniaceae.
AUGCAGGCCCUGAGUUUGCCAUGGCCAACCCACUGGAAGCUUAUAUCCCUUGGUACCGGAGGUAUCUUCACCUUGCUAUGGAUCCGUCGCCUGUCCAAGCAACCAUGGGCCCCACUGUCUGCAGAGUGGGUGAUAGCUCAAAUACUGGGGCACGGGAUUUGGCGAAUAUUGGCCCCAUCUGCAGAUGAUGGAACACUAGCUCUGAGCUUCUGGGAGAGGAUUCAGCGCGUCAGAGAACUGCGGGCAAUCCUGGGCUUGGAGAGAUUCCAUCAGAUUGACGUAGCACGACGCACUGCUGAAGGCGAGAAUGGCUGGGGCAAGACGACCGGAACACAUCACAUGCAGCACCUGCCUGGCCUGGUAUUCCGAGGUGAGGACCAAGAGCUGGCGCGAGCAGCGCUGAAGCGCAGCGCGCAGAUCUUCGCAGACCCUAGAGAAGCUCUCCGGCUCCAUCAAGAAUGGGAAAGGAUUCCCAUUGUCAAGGACCUGGUCCUCGUGGGCGGAGGUCAUUCCCAUGUGCACGUGCUGCGAAUGCUGGGCAUGGAGCCACUACCCGGGGUCCGCGUUACGCUCGUAACACGAGAUGUGGAGACUCCAUACAGCGGGAUGCUUCCAGCUCAUAUAGCUGGCACAUACACACGAACAGAGUGCCACUUGGACUUGAAUGUCCUCGCACGCUUUGCAAGGGUUCGCCUGAUCCAUGCCACAGUUGAGAGUAUUGAUCUGCAUAAGAAGCACAUUCACCUCGAAGGUGACCGACCUCCAAUUGCAUACGACAUACUGUCCAUCAACAUUGGAUCCGCUCCCAAAGUCCAGAUGGAUGCUUCCAAGGAGAACAUUACGCCAGUGAAGCCCAUCGAUGGCUUCGGUGCUCGCUGGGAUGACUUGCUAAGCCGAGUGCCUUCCUGGCAAGGUGUCCGUCGCUUACUGGUAGUCGGUGGGGGCGCAGGCGGGUUCGAGCUGGCUGCCACAAUGCGUGCAAGGCUGGUAAAAGAGCUUGCACGCAUAAGCAGCACAGCCAAGCACACUCCGGGUGCACGAGCCCUUGCUGAGAAGGCUUUGCGGCAGCGAGACAUCGAAGUCUACAUUGGCUAUGACGUCACGCGCGCAGAAGCUGGAGUCUUGCACUGUAGCGAUGGCAGGACCCUCACCUACGACGACUGCAUUUGGUGCACGCAAGGCUCCCCGCAGCAUUGGGUGGCUGCAUGUGGGCUUUGCACGGACAAGGAUGGUUUUCUUUUGGUGGACCAGCAGAUGAGGUGCAAGCCCAAGGAUACAUUGUCACAAACCAUUGACAGCAUUGGUCCGGUCUUUGCAGGUGGGGACAUUGCAUCCGUGGAGGGCCACCCACGGCCAAAAGCAGGAGUCUUUGCUGUCAUGGCGGGCAUGGUUCUUUGGUUGAACAUCCGGGCGUGUUUGACCGGCGAGAAGUUGGUGACCUACUGGCCGCAGCACUCCUUCUUGGGACUUCUGAAUCUGGGUGACGGAAGGUGCAUAGCAUCCAGGGGCACACUGGCGACUGAAGGCGCCUGGCUAUGGGGCUUGAAAGAUUGGAUUGACAGACGCUGGAUGUGGAACUACUUCGAAGGGCUGCCCGAGAUGCCGGCAUCUCUGGAUACUGUUAGCACAGCUGGUCUCGCAGUGGCUAAAGCGGCCGGAGGCACUGCUGCCAAUCUGCUCAAGCAAUCCGUAAUGCGCUGUGGCGGCUGUGGCGCCAAGGUUGGUGCCACCACGUUAGAGCGGGCCAUGUCCCGAGUCGAUCUUCCCAGACAGCCUGCGCCCGAAUCAAAGGCAGAAGUUGUCCUUGGAACUGGCGAUGAUGCAGCCGUGAUAGAUCUCAUAGCCGAUGGCGGAUCUGGCAAAGUAACAUCUGUGCAGACGAUUGACUUCUUCCGCAGCUUUGUCGGAGAUCCGUAUCAGUUUGGGCGCAUUGCGGCUGCCCAUGCGCUGAGUGACUGUGAAGCCAUGGGCGCCAUACCGCAGACCGCCCUGGCAUUGGUGCAGGUCCCUUUCGCGCUGGAGGAUAAACAGGAGGAGGAUUUGGUCCAGCUCAUGGCCGGGGCAUCUUCCGCACUGAAGAAAGUCGGCUGUGCUUUGGUGGGAGGCCACACAUGCGAAUCCCGUGAGCUUGGGCUGGGUUUUGCCAUCUCAGGGCGCCUACCUGGAACGGCCAUGACGAAGGCAGCAAUGAGAGCCGGGGAUGUUCUGAUCCUUACAAAGCCUCUGGGCACAGGAACACUCUUUGCGGCUGACAUGCGCGCCAAAGCCAGGGGUCCAUGGAUUGCUGCAGCGCUGCAUAGCAUGGCGAUGUCUAACAGCAAGGCCGCUGCCCUGCUGCAAGCGCGGGGCACGCUGGCAUGUACGGACGUCACAGGCUUCGGGCUGAUUGGCCACCUCGCGGAGAUGUGCCGAGCCUCUGCAGUCCACGCAAUGUUGGACAUGACACAGGUUCCACUGUACGACGGCGCCCUGGACUGUCUCAGAAUGGGCAUUGAAAGCUCUCUUCAGCCCGCGAAUGUCAGACUCCGUCGCGCUGUGGCAAACCAUGAUGAGGUUCGAGGCAGCCUUGCGUACCCGCUACUCUUCGAUCCGCAGACCUCGGGUGGCCUGCUUGCAGCCGUCCCCAAAGAACACGCAGAGGCCUGUGUUGCGGAGUUGCGGGCCACCGGCGCUGCACCCAAGGCUGCCAUCAUCGGAGAAGUCACCCAUGAUGCCAAAGAUCACCUUGAGCUGAUUACGGUGAAAGUCUAG